Molecule: messenger RNA, 2403 nt
Organism: Priceomyces carsonii
Lineage: Eukaryota; Fungi; Ascomycota; Pichiomycetes; Serinales; Debaryomycetaceae
Exons: 1
Coding region: 1-2403 (800 amino acids)
Biological process (GO): COPII-coated vesicle cargo loading; endoplasmic reticulum to Golgi vesicle-mediated transport; intracellular protein transport
Cellular component (GO): endoplasmic reticulum exit site; COPII vesicle coat
Molecular function (GO): zinc ion binding; GTPase activator activity
Source: RefSeq, a predicted model, not a curated record
AUGAACUUCGAUGAGAGAGAAGAUAAUGACGGUGUUAGGCUCUCGUGGAAUUGUCUUCCGAAGUCCAAAAUGCAGCAUCACCGUAACGUUGUCCCAUUGGGUUCUCUUUACACUCCUUUGAAUAAUAAAUCAGAAAUCCCUAUCGCAGGAAAGGAGAAUGUCACUUGUUGUCGGCAAUGUCGAUCAUUCAUAAACCCAUUUGUUGCAAUCAAUGAUGAGAUAUGGCAUUGUCAAUUCUGUGGGUUUUCUAAUCGUAUCAAUGUAUCACAAGGUAUCCCAUUGGGAUUGAAUCCUGAGUGUUCUACUAUUGAAUAUCAGACUGGAAGGACAAGUAGUUUUCCGCCGCUCUUCUUUUACGUUGUUGAUACUUGCUUUGAUUCUGGGGAUAUUAAAGAGGCUUUUGAGUCACUUAAAGAAUCUUUAACAAUUUCAUUAAGUUUGUUGCCCGAAAAUGCAUUAAUUGGUUUUAUUUCUUAUGGAAAACAUGUCCAAGUACAUGAUUUGACUAACCAGGGUGCAAGUUCGAUCUACGCAUUCAACGGUAAUAAAGAAUAUACGUCAGAACAGAUUCAGAAGGCCAUGGGAUUAUUGGCACCUGGACUACGAGCUCAUUCGUCACAUGAACCAGAUCCUAUCAUUCAGAUCCUAGGUCCCAUUGGUAAGCGUUUUGUACAACCUGUUCACUUGGUAGAGUAUCAAGUCACAAAAAUAAUCGAAAGUUUAGUCCCAAAUGUGUUUCCUCAUAGCGAAAUGAAAGAGAGACCAGCUCGUGCAACUGGUGUUGCCUUAGGCAUAGCUGCAAAUUUAUUGAGUUCAAUUAUUGGUGUCGGUGGAUCUUCUGGUGGCCAUAUUAUGUGUUUUAUAGGUGGUGCGUGUACCUAUGGCCCAGGAAAGAUCGUUGGCCAGCUACUAAAAGAACCUUUGAGAUCUCACCAUGAUAUCAUGAAGUCGACACAAGUGAAAUUGCCGUCUGUCAACCUCCAAUCGACGACUCAAGCUGACUUAUCCUUAUUAAGAAAGGCUAAGAAAUACUACUCAGGGAUUGCAAAAACUCUAGUCACUAUGGGAUUGAGUUGUGAUUUUUUUAUUGGCAGUUAUGAUCAAAUCGGCCUAUUUGAAAUGGAAGAAAUAUGCCAUAAAACUGGUGGAAUUGUUGUUAUGAGUGAUUCUUUUAGCACAUCGAUAUUCAAGCAGAGUCUAAUGAAAUUUCUUCGAAAAGAGAAUGAAGAGUCAGAUUACCUUGACAUGGCAUUUAAUGCCACUUUAGAGUGUCAUGUUACGUCAGACUUAAAAAUAAAAGGCUUAAUAGGACAUGCGACUGCGCUUCCGGUUAGUGAAGGAACUCCAAAUUCAAAAUACAUUUCACAUGAGAGCAUAGGAGAAGGUAAUACUAAUUCUUGGAAAUUAUGUAACGCUGAUACUCAAGUAACUUAUGCUAUAUAUUUUGAAAAAUUGGACUCCUUGAAUCUCAAUUUUUCUUACAUUCAGUACUUGUUCCAUUAUGAACAUCCUUCUGGAGAGAUGAGGUUAAGGGUGACAACAACUCCAAUAUCGAUUGUCUCCGAUACUGACCCUAUGAGCUUAGAAUCUGGUUUUGAUCAAGAAACAGCACUCGUUCUUAUAGCUAGAGAAGCGGUUAAUAAACUUCAGCUUGAUUCUAGUAACUUUUUCAAAUCAUAUUUCGAACCAUUUGAUAUUGUGAAACAACUAGACAAGACAUUAUUUGAUUUUUGCUCAAGAUUUGCAGUCUAUCGUCAGGGUGACUUAUCCUCAUUUAGUCUUUCAUCAACCUAUGCAAUGCUACCUCAAUUUAUGUAUCACUUGAGAAGGUCUGUCCUCAUAAAUGUUUUCAAUAGCUCCCCUGAUGAAACUUGCUUUACGAGGCAUGUUUUCAUGCAUGAGGAUCUUACAAAUUCUCUCAUUAUCAUACAGCCUACGUUGUUGUCAUAUGAUAUUGAUUCCUUCGGAGAAAUUGAUGAAAAUGGAGAACCAAAUACUGAAGGAAUUCCUGUACUAUUAGAUUCCCUAUCUUUAGGACACGGUAAGAUUCUCCUAUUAGAUACCUUUUUCCAAAUACUAAUUUACCAUGGUUCAAAAGUUGCGUCAUGGAGAAAGGCUGGGUACCAAGAUAUGGAAGAUUAUUCCUAUUUUAAGGAGUUCUUAGAGGCACCUAAACAAGAAGCCGUUGAAAUAUUAGUAGACAGAUUUCCUUUGCCUCGGUUUAUUGAUUGUGAUGAAGGAGGCUCGCAAGCAAGAUUUUUAAUGGCAAGAUUGAAUCCGUCUACAAGUUAUGCAACCAAUCCAAAUCAUCUAUAUGGAGCUCAGCUAGAUGUUUUCACAGAUGACAUCAGUUUGCAGCUGUUUAUGGACCACAUUCAAAGGAUGAUAGUGGCCAAGAAGUAA